CGCAAACACAGAGUAGCUUCCCCGUUUAUCGGUUGAUCAAUGCGGCGGUGGACUUCUGCCUCUCGUCUCCUGGCUUCAUUUAAUAUUUCUAACAGUUACCCACAUUUAUGAGUGAUUGAUUCAGCGUCAUGACGGCCAACAGCCGCUGUUCCGCCGCAGCCCCGGGCCUGGACACCCAGCGGCGGGAGAUCGAGUCUCUUCUGCGGGAGUGGGAGCUCCGCGCUGGGGACAGUUGGUACGUGGUGGAGCGUCGCUGGUAUGAACAGUGGAAGGAGUUUGUGGAGACCGGAGACCAGAACUCGUCAUCUUUCCCCGGUCAGAUCGACAACACUGAGCUGUUUGAGGACCUGGACUCGUACCACCUGAAGGAGCGCCUGGUGGAGAACGAGGACUUCAUGUUGGUGCCGGCUGAGGCCUGGCACAAGCUGCUCGCCUGGUAUGGCAUGCUGGAGGGGCAGCCGCCGCUGGAGCGCAAGGUGGUGGACCUGCCCAGCACCCUGAAGGUGGAGGUGUACCCCGUUGAGAUAUUCCUCUGUCUCCAUAGCAACAUGGAGAACGUCAUCACCGCCCAGUUCAGCCGCACGGACAGCAUACACUCGAUCCAGAGGGCGAUGUGUGAGGCGUUCUCGGUGCCUCCGGGCUCAGAGUGCCGUCUGUGGAUGAAGAGUUCGGACAGCACCUGCGAGCGCCUCAGGAACGUUCACGUGAGCGUGCUGGAUGCCUGUCUGAGCUCCGCCAUGACGGUGAUUAUGGAGACGAGAAAUGCCGAUGGCACCUGGCCGAGCUCCAGGCCUCAAAUCAUGAGGAACUCGGUGGAGGAGCAGGACUCGUACCGAGGACAGCCGGGGGUCUGCGGGCUCACCAACCUGGGCAACACCUGCUUCAUGAACUCUGCACUCCAGUGUCUGAGCAACACCCCCCCUCUGACGGAGUACUUCCUGCAGAGCUCCUACCUGGAGGAGCUGAACUUCACCAACCCUCUGGGCAUGAAGGGAGAGAUCGCCGAGGCCUACGCCGACGUCAUCAAACAGAUGUGGUCCGGCCGCCACUACUCCGUGGUGCCGCGCGUCUUCAAGACGAAGGUGGGCCACUUUGCGUCUCAGUUCCUGGGGUACCAGCAGCACGACAGCCAGGAGCUGCUGUCCUUCCUGGCGGACGGUCUGCACGAGGACCUGAACCGGGUCAAAAACAAAGAGUACAUCGAGCUCCGAGACGCCGAGGGACGACCGGACCAGGAAGUGGCGGAGGAGGCGUGGCGUAACCACCGCCGGCGGAACGACUCGGUGAUCGUCGACACGUUUCACGGCCUCUUCAAGUCCACGCUCGUCUGUCCAGAGUGCCACAAAGUCUCCGUGACCUUUGACCCCUUCUGCUACCUGAGCGUCCCACUUCCUGUCAGCAAGGAGCGCGUCAUGGAGGUCUUCUUCGUCUCUCUGGACCCCUACGCCAAACCUGCACAGCAUCGUGUUGUGGUUCCUAAGACAGGAAAAGUGUCUGACCUCUGCACUGCCCUGUCCCGAGAUACCAGCGUACCUCCUACACAGAUGGUGGUCGCUGAUGUGUUCAACCACCGUUUCUACAAGAUCUACAACACCGAUGAGUCUCUGAGCUGCAUUCUGGACCGAGACGACAUCUUUGUGUACGAGCUGAGCGAGCUGGAGGAGCACCAGGAGGAGCAGGUGUUGCUGGCGCUCUACCUGAGGGAGCGCUCUCACUACAGAGACUACGGCUCCGGCAGCAGCUCGUACGGCACCUCGCUGUUCGGACACCCGCUGCUGCUCAGCGUGCCGAGAGGCUGCUGCAGCCGAGAGGAGCUCUACACUCUGUUCCUACAGAGGCUGGCGCGUUAUGUGCGUCCUCCUGAUCCCUCUGAGGAGUUGGAGGAAGAGGAGGAAGAGGAGCUGUACAAGACUCAGACCAAUGGGAUCAGUGACGAGGAGGAGCAGGAUGACGGAGAGAAAGCCGGACCCUCUCAGACCCGAACCUCAGAACCCAGCUCUGGUGAUGCACCGGCAAACAGCCAAUCAGACGACACCACCACCACCACCGAGCCCCGCCCCCUUGCCAACCACACGCAGCCCCCCCCGGCCCAGGGCGACUCGGAGACUAACGGACCCCCGGACCAGAGUGAGCCCGGCUGCAGCUCUGAGACUAACACCCCCCCCCCCACUGAGGGAGAGAAACCCUGCGAGGAAGAGAGCAAGACCUCCGACAGCAGCUCAGAGCCUCCAGCCCAGCAGCCAUGUGAGACCACAGAAGAAGAAAAAGAGGAAGACAAGCAGGAGGAGGCGUGUUCUCCCAGCCCUCCAGCCAAUGAGCAGCCAGGGAAGAGGAAGGCGUGCUGUAAGAGGAGGAAGAGUCUGUUCACCAUCCAGGCGGUCAACUCCAACGGGACGACCGAGAGAGGGAUGGGAGAGGGGGGGAGCGCCGUGUCCUUCAGCUCUCAGCCCUACGUGGCCAUCGACUGGGACCCUGAGAUGAAGAAGAGAUUCUACAACGAAAACGAGGCCGAGAAGUACGUGAAACACGGCAGUAUGGAGGUUCCUCAGCAGCAGACCACUGUCCAGCUGCAGGAGUGCAUCGAGCUGUUCACCACCAUGGAAACACUGGAGGAGGAGAACCCAUGGUACUGUCCGGUGUGUAAGAAGCACCAGCUGGCCACGAAGAAGCUGGACCUCUGGUUCCUGCCCGAGGUUCUCAUCAUCCACCUGAAGAGGUUCUCCUACACCAAGUUCACCAGAGAGAAGCUGGACAGCAUCGUGGACUUCCCCCUGAGAGAGCUGGACUUCUCCGGCUGCCUCCUGAGGAAGAGUCAGUCCAAUGGGGAGCCUCCGAGCCGCUACGACCUCAUCGCUGUGUCCAAUCACUACGGAGGACUCAGAGACGGCCAUUACACCAGCUACGCGCGGAACAAAGACAACGGUCAGUGGUAUUACUUUGACGACAGCAAGGUGACGUACGCCAGAGAGGAUCAAAUCGUGACCAACGCUGCUUACGUCUUGUUCUACCAGCGGCAAGACAAGAUCAGAAAACCCACUCUGCCCGCCCCCAACACAAGCCCCGCCUCCUCCAGCCAGCCCGCCAACGACAUCACUUCCUGUAAGGACGAUGACAUCACUCCCUGUAAGGAAGACGACGCAGAGCUCGGCGCCGCCGCUGCCGCCGCCUCCUCCUCCUCCUACGUCACCAUGGAAACAGACUAAAUUAAUCCUCAAGGUUUAGUUUCAUUUUUACAGUAAUAAGGUUUUUUGUUUUUUUUCAGAACAGGCCUGUGAUUGAUUUUUCUUUCCAACAACACUUGAAUUUUCUCUGAUUCCCCCCCCCCCCCCCCAAGAUGGACACUUGGUACUCGGGUAGGUUUGAGACGUACUCUUUAUUGGUGAUCAGGUCUUUAGGUCUUUGUUUAUGAAACCUGGAAGAACUACAGACUUUUACAGUGUUUCAUUAUAAUCACAUUAAAUGACUCAUUAUACAAGUACAGAAAAAUCUAAAUAAGACCUUUCAACUUCCCACUUCAUAAUUUGAUCUCUUGAUACUGUCUCAAAAAUAAAGAAAUGUAGACGUCAUCAUUGGUUCCUCAUUUAAAAACAUAAUUUUAAUCUAAUUUUAGGUAUUUUUUAAACUGUUAAUACUUGUAGAGAUUAUAAUAAACACUGUAGAAGUCUAUCAGUAUUCAAGUGCACACACCAGGUUCCUUAUUUGAUGAGAAAAGCUUAAGGAUUGCAGUUAAAUAUCUAUUAUUAGUUAGUUGCAUUAAAGAGCCUAACACUUGUGAAGUUUCUAGAAGUUAGUCUGAUUCUGCAAUUACAAAUAUAGUUUCCUUAAAGAUGACACAAUUUUACAACACAAUCAAAUAUUCAAUACACCAGUUAUAUUCAUAAGAUAACUGUCGGCAGACGUCUUCAAUAUUUUCUUGUUAUGUUCUUUAAAUAAAAGCAGAUUAGUUGUCGAUAGUUUAUUGUACUCACCGGCUGAAACUCAUUAAAGGAGCUGGGGAUUCUGGGUAAUAAGUGUGUAAUUAUAGCAGAGAAAAAUAAUUUAAUAUUGAACAAAGCUGCCGGGGACGAGGAAUGAAUCUUUCUGUGUAUAUGUUGGUUGUUUUCUUCUGGUAUUUAUUAUUUCUGAGUAAUUUCCGCUGUCACAUGACUACAGGUGUUUUCUGAUUGGAGCUGGUCGACGGGUUGCAGGACAUUGAGAUGCUUAUUUUUCAUAUUUAUAGGCGACAUUUGUAUUCAGGCUUAAAUGUAUCGGACAGAAUGACAGGCAGUCUUCUCUCUCUGGAGCUCUCACUGAUUUUCAAACCGGCUCUGUGUACAGUAUUUUUGUAUUGUAAGAAAUGUAUAAUUAUUAUUAUUACCAUUCCUGGUCGGGCGGAGGGAAGCGCGGGCUCAUUUCUUUCUUUGGUCUUCCUGUCAAUAUCAGAUGAAAAUAUUUUAUUGUACUUUCAAUCUUUUGAUAUGAAUAAAAGGAUGAUUAUUAUCAGGAUGAGUGAUGUUUAUCCUGUUUCCUCCACA
This is a messenger RNA of Trematomus bernacchii (emerald rockcod), 4514 nucleotides long. It is a transcript of the gene usp11, whose product is annotated as ubiquitin specific peptidase 11. Gene Ontology annotation, biological process: protein deubiquitination. Gene Ontology annotation, molecular function: cysteine-type deubiquitinase activity. NCBI's taxonomy places the organism in Eukaryota, Metazoa, Chordata, Actinopteri, Perciformes, Nototheniidae. The record is from RefSeq and is a predicted model, not a curated record.